UUUGUCUUAGCUUUUUAAAGUUGAAGUCAAGAGCUUGUUUAGAGUGAUGGUAUAACAAUCUCAACUUUGUACUUAAUUUUUAGGCGCCAAGCAUGUCGUGGAUACACAUUACCGAAUCCUCACUGUUGCAUUAGCCAGUUCGACUAAUUUGUAAAGAAUGAACCGUUUCUGCAAACUCCAAUCUCUAUGCUUUAACUGCAACAAGAAGAAAAAUCUCGUGUUCUUUCAACUCUCAAAAUCUCAGCUUUUCUGUAAUUCAACACACUCUUUUAAAACCAAAGAAAUCAGCAAUAAAAAAGGAACCGUUGACCUCUCCUUGCUUUUUCAUGAAAUUACUGACAUCAUUGGCCCAGGAACUGUCGAUUUGUCUACAAAUGAACCAGGGUUUCCAUUAUUCGAUUUUGAUAAAAAGUACGAGGCCAAAGAAGAAUCUUGCCCACCAGAUGUUUGUGAAAAUGUCCAAGAGAGUAUGUCUGUGAAUGACCGGAUCGAAAAACUGAGUGAAAGUGAAGUUGGUUCGAUUGUAGAAAAGGUUUUAGAGAUUGUUAUCGAAAAAAACGAUGUUGUUUCGAUGGAGGAGCGGCUAGAAAAAGAAGGGCUAAUGUUUAAUGACGAGAUAGUUGAGGGAGUGCUGAAGAGGUGUUCGAGAGUCCCACGGUUGGCAUUCGGGUUUUUUAACUGGGUAAAGUUGAAAACUGGGUUUGAUCAUACGACUGAAACAUACAAUACAAUGAUAAAUAUAGCUGGGGGAUCGAAGGAGUUUGGCUUGGUUGAAGAGUUGGUGGAAGAGAUGGGAAAGAGUUCUUGCGAAAUGGAUAUUAGGACUUGGACUAUCCUCAUUUCUCAUUACGGAAAGGCAAAGAUGGUUGGAAAAGCCUUGUUGAUGUACGAGAAAAUGAGAGUAUCUGGUGUUGAGCCUGAUGUGGUCGCUUACAAACUGAUGUUGCGUGCACUUUGUAAUGCUGGAAAGGCUGAUAUUGCUAUGGAAUUCUACAAGGAAAUGACAAGCAAGGAGAUCGAAGCAGAUACCGAUUUGUUUAAGUUAUUAUUGAAGUGCGUUGCAGGAACUGGAGUUAAAGCUGAUGUUGACUUGGUUAUAGAUGACAUGAUGAGGGUUUGUCAGAUUCCGGAGAUCCAUGCUUGUACUAUUGUGCUUAAGGCUUUUUGCAUUUCUGGAAAAAUUAGAGAAGCUUUGGAAUAUAUUCGUGAGCUAAAGAAUAGAGACAUAGCACUUGACGAGGAAAUUUUUGAGAUCUUGCUGCAAGGAUUGUUUACGGCAGACAAAUUUACUGAUGCUUUGGAAGUUGUUGACAUAAUGAAGAAAACGGAUGUCGUCACCGAGAGGAUUUAUGGAAUUAUCAUACAUGCAUACUUGAGGAAAAAUGACGUGUCUAAAGCUUUGGAAAUUUUUUAUAGCAUCAAGGAUUCUGGAUAUUUACCUACCAUCAAGACUUAUACUAGUCUGAUGCAACACCUGUUCAAAUUAAAUGAUUUUCAAAAGGCCUCUGAACUAUACAUUGAAAUGCUGGAAAGAGGACUUGAGUUGGACUGUUUGGCAGUGAUGUCAAUGGUUACAGGUCUUGUUCGGCAAGAGCGCAUCUCUGAAGCAUGGAAUGUAUUCAAGAGUAUGGAGGAGAAAGGAAUGAUAAUUACUCCUGGACUCUAUACAAUAUAUAUUAAGGAGCUCUGUAAAGUUUCUAUGACGGAUGAGAUUAUCAAGGUUUUAGAGGAGAUGAAAACUAAAAAGGUACGUAUAAGAGAUAAUACAUACAAAGGGAUACUUACUUAUUUGGAGAAGAGAAGAGAAAGGGAUAGGAUCGAAGAAGUCAAACGAAUGCAAAUGAGUAGCAAAUUCUACAUUCAAGAAGCUGAGGAAUAUGCUACAGAUUUUUCUAGCAGAGUGCAACUCAAUGAUGUGAUAAACUCCACCCAGAUAGAGCAACAUACUUUGGUUUCACAGGUUUUAGAGCCACCUCCAAGUUCUUUUAGUGAUAACAGUCUGCAAGAAGUUUGUCAAAUAUUAUCUUCCUCGAAAGAUUGGAUCUUGAAACAGGAGGAUUUAGAAAACUUGACUAUAAACUUUACACCAGGAUUAGUUGCAGAGAUUUUGAGAAACUGCUGCCUGCAUAGCGGUGCUGCACUACGUUUUUUCUCGUGGGUUGAAAAGCAACCUGGUUACAAUCACACUACAGAAACCUACAAUAUGGCCAUCAAAGUAUCAGGUCGUGCAAAGGACUUCAAACAUAUGAGAUUCCUUGCUGAUGAAAUGAGAAGAAAGGGAUACUUCAUAACACAAGAUACAUGGACAAUUAUGAUACUGCAAUAUGGUCGAAUAGGUCUGACAGACAUUGCUUUGAGGAAUUUUAAAGAGAUGAAAGCUAGUGGUUCCAGUCCAACACGUAGUACCUACAAAUCAUUGAUAAUCUCUCUUUGUGGGAUAAAAGGUAGGAAGGUGGACGAAGCCAUUUACAUAUUCAAAGAGAUGCUCAAAGCGGGACAUGUUCCUGAUAAAGAAUUAGUCGAAGUUUAUCUUUGUUGUAUAUGUGAAGCUGGUCAAUUGCAAAAUGCCAGAAAAUGUGUGGACUCUCUCUGUAAACUUGGUUUCUCCAUUCCACUAGCUUUUUCCUUUUACAUCCGGGCUCUUUCUCGAGCUGGGAGAUUACAAGAGGCUCUCGAAAUAUUAGAUGAGGUUGGUCGAGAACAUCAUACCUUAUACCAGUAUACUUAUGGCAGCCUUGUUCAUGGUUUGCUGCGGAAGGGACGACUAGAGGAUGCACUGUCUAAGAUAGAGUUAAUGAAGAAAAUUGGAAUUCAUCCUACUGUACAUGUUUACACCUCUCUAAUAGUCUACUUCUUCAGGGAGAAACAGGUAGAGAAAGCUCUUCAAAUGGUACAGCAAAUGAAUGAUGAAGGGUGUGAACCUACCGUUGUUACUCAUUCGGCAUUAAUACGUGGCUAUAUGACCGUAGGGAAAGUAGCUGAGGCCUGGAGUAUCUUUCGUCGGAUGAAACUGAAAGGACCACAGCCCGACUUCCAUACCUUUUCAAUGUUCAUUACUUGUCUGUGUAAAGCUGGAAAGUCUGAAGAAGCUCUGCAACUUCUUACUGAUAUGGUGGCCAGUGGGAUUGUUCCCAGUACAGUUAAUUUUCGAACAGUAAAUUUUGGGUUGAAUAGAGAAGGUAAGCAGGAUUUGGCGCGGACUGUAUUACAUAUGAAAUCAAAUGUUACAAGUAAAAGAAAGUUUGUAACAUAUGAUUAGUAAAUUUUGUGCCUAAAGAAAAAGUGGCUGAAUACCCUUUUUUUUAAUUU
Molecule: messenger RNA, 3309 nt
Organism: Daucus carota subsp. sativus
Lineage: Eukaryota; Viridiplantae; Streptophyta; Magnoliopsida; Apiales; Apiaceae
Product: putative pentatricopeptide repeat-containing protein At5g06400, mitochondrial
Exons: 1
Coding region: 158-3259 (1033 amino acids)
Molecular function (GO): protein binding
Source: RefSeq, a predicted model, not a curated record